Schizosaccharomyces octosporus yFS286 is the source of this 2184-nucleotide messenger RNA. Its product is annotated as membrane transporter. The transcript has 2 exons. Bases 60 to 2057 code for a protein of 665 amino acids. The record is from RefSeq and is a predicted model, not a curated record. Gene Ontology annotation, biological process: chloride transmembrane transport. Gene Ontology annotation, molecular function: chloride channel activity. Gene Ontology annotation, cellular component: cortical endoplasmic reticulum. Lineage: Eukaryota; Fungi; Ascomycota; Schizosaccharomycetes; Schizosaccharomycetales; Schizosaccharomycetaceae.
UGGAAGUUUACUCAGACAUUACCAACCAUUCACUGACAAGCCAAAAGCUGCCGGUGAAUAUGGAAAAGCUCGAUGAAAGUCGAAUCUCUACAGAAAUCGUGAACACUCCUGACUUAGUUGUAGAAAUAAACGCCAAAAGUCAGGAGAGUGAAAAGACAGUUCGCGCAGUCCUUCGAGAGUUGUUAAAGGCUGGGUUUGAAGUUGCCGUUCGACCUGGAACAGAGACCAAUUUAUUCUUCUUGGUUAAAGCUCCUUCAGAACUAGUCCUUCAAUUAAUAAACAAGGAUCGUACUUGUUCCUUCCUUUAUGGAUCGCUGAACGAUGUGGAAAGUGUCCGAAUUUACGAUAUUGCUUUAGUAGAAACAAGUGAUCGUAUACGUGUCCUUUAUGAAUACAUAACCGGUAUAAAAAAAGAAAAUUGCCUUGGCAUUGUCCCAAGUGAAGAGCCUUACAAGAAUAUAGUGGAUAUCUACCCUCUUCACAAUGCCAAUGUGGAUCAACGAUGGAUGAGCUCCUGGAGGUUCAAAUUAUUUUUGAAAAUCCAAGAUUUGGAUAAAAUCAAAUCUGAGUAUGGCUCUCAGAUUGCUCUUCAUUUUGCAUUUCAGGAUUUUUUUAGGAGCAUGCUUGGUCUUUUAUCGCUUUGGGGGGUUUUAGGUCACUUUUUGCUUCAACAAUACUCCGUUAUUUACUCUAUAGGAAUGUCUAUAUGGGGUAUUUGUUUCAUUCAGUUUUGGAAGUAUAAAGAAAGUCAGCUUUCCAGACGUUGGGCUACGAAUCAUAGUGAGUACUACGAAAAGAGUAGAGAAGAAUUUCAUCCUUCUUCGAUAGAAGUAAAUAAUACCUCUGGCACCUUACAAUCAAGCUAUCCCCAUUGGAAAAUGGUCCUGCGAAGCUUAAUUACGACAGCUCCCCUUUUUAUUAUUUCAGGCAUAGUUCUCUUGAUUUUGAUAUCAAUUGCUUUCGGUUUCGACGUAACGCUUACUGAGGUUUAUUCGGGCCCUUUCAAACCAUUGGUCGCUCUUCUUCCAGCAUUGAUCUUCCAAAUUCUCACUCUUCCAUUUAAUAUUAUCUAUACAAUAGUUGCUGAAAAACUUACAGCUUGGGAAAAUCAGAGAACAAAGAACAAGUAUCAGUCGUCGUUAGGCUCGAAGAUAUUUUUACAGCACUUUAUGCUUUCCUAUACAGCUCUAAUUCUCAUAUCAUACAUUUAUGGACCCUUUGGUGAACAUCUCGUGUCAAAUGUCUUGCAAAACAAAGCUGCCAGUAUGACGAUGCAGCUUUCUUUCAUUACUGACUCCAAGUUUCAACUAAAUCCUUUAAGACUUCGCAAUCAGUAUUUUUAUUUUCUGACAAAUGCACAGGUUAUUAAUUAUCUCACGACUCUGCUUGUCCCUCAAAUCAUUUCAUAUUUGAAAAGACUUGUGAAAUCAAAGUUUACCAAACCGCGCUUGACUAUCCAAGACGAUGAUGCUGAGGCUAAAUCUCUUAACUCUAUUAGAAAGCAAUCUGAACUUUCUAAAUAUGAUGGAUACAACAACUACAAAGACUUGGUAUUAAUUUUUGGUUAUCUUGUUAUGUUUUCUCCUAUUUAUCCGUUAGCUCCUUUAAUUAUGUACGUGAAUAGCCACUUAAUGGUUCGUUCUUCCGUAUACAAACUUUGCAGGUUGUCAAAGCGUCCGGUUGGCGCACGCAUAGAAUCCAUUCAAGAUUGGAACCAACGUCUAUCUUUCAUAAGUUGGAUGGGUAGCAUUACCAUGCCUUCAAUAAGUUAUUUGUAUUCCCCGAUGCAAAAUCUCACGAAACAGAAACUAUAUUAUUCUUUAUUGGUAGGUUUCUUCUCUGAGCAUGUAUGGUUUUUGCUUCGCUAUAUCAUAUCUUCGUUUUGCCCAGUUGAAGAAACACCGCUAUUCUUGCUGCAAGAACGUGAACAUAUAUUACACGGCAGAAUUGAAGAGAUCAUGCAUAGUGUUGGACAUUUACAAAAAACGAACCCUUUUGGAGAGAGUACUGAAGUCUUGGCACUCUAUAGAUCUGCAGAAUCUAAGAAGACUAUUUAGGAAUUCCCUUCGUCUUUGUUUUUUGCUGUAGUUAAUAUAGAUUUAUUAUUUCAUCUAAUUAGACCAAAAUAGGUUAUGCAAAGCAUUCUAUGAAACAUUAUCCCCGGAUAAAAUUCAAGUAGGAGGG